Vigna unguiculata (cowpea) is the source of this 1870-nucleotide messenger RNA. RefSeq names its product pfkB-like carbohydrate kinase family protein. The record is from RefSeq and is a predicted model, not a curated record. Gene Ontology annotation, biological process: metabolite repair. Gene Ontology annotation, molecular function: ATP-dependent NAD(P)H-hydrate dehydratase activity. NCBI's taxonomy places the organism in Eukaryota, Viridiplantae, Streptophyta, Magnoliopsida, Fabales, Fabaceae.
AAAGUACAAUUUUCAUUUGUAUAGAAUCUUAUAAAACAUAUAACUAUUGGAUUAAGUUUGGACUUUAAACCUUUUAAACAAAUUUCAUUCGCUCGGCUGUAUUUUUUAUUUGUGGCCACACAAUAUUGCUAAAAUUAACCAUUUUUGUAGAGGGUUAAAACUUGGUAAGACAACAAUGAAUUUAUAUGUUCAAAGACCACGAUCAAAACAGAAUGUAAAAUGAAAAUCCUCAUCAUAAAUUCCAUCUACACAGCCACAGAAACGGGAAAGCACAACAACACGAUUCAUAAAAUUGAUAAAAUAUUAUAUACACUAAACAAAUGAAUCCUAUGAGUUAUAAUACAAUUAUUGAAUAGUUAUUUUAGUCAUCAAAAUAUGAUUGUUCUCGUGGUACUAAUAUCCUGAGAAGGGUAUUUCUGAAAAGUAUAAAUGCAAUGAAACUUAGCAGCUAGGUGGGGUGUAUUUCAAAAUUACCUUAGCCCAAUAAUAUAUUAUAGUCUGUUAGAAUUUCGUUGGCCCAAUAUUUGACUGGUCUGAAUAAUGAACUGAGCUGAGUCAUCAUAACAUACUGUAACCAUAGAAGUCGAAAGCUCUCUGGAACGGUGGGAAUUGCAGAAGACAACAAUUCUUGAUAAGGUGUGUGGAAGGCUCCAUUGAUCAUAGACCUCAUUCUAGAGAUAUGCAAGCCCUAAGGUCUAUUGAGGUUGACUCUGAGAGUGUUAUUCGAGCAAUUACUCCUGCCCUUGAUCCUACCAGACAUAAAGGCCAGGCUGGAAAUAUAGCUGUUAUUGGAGGGUGCCGUGAGUACACAGGAGCUCCAUAUUUUGCUGCAAUUUCGGCCUUAAAAAUUGGUGCAGAUCUGUCCCAUGUUUUUUGUACAAAAGAUGCUGCUCCUGUCAUCAAAAGCUACAGUCCUGAGUUGAUUGUGCACCCUGUUUUGGAAGAAUCUUAUAGUGUCGGGGACGAAAACAAGAGAUCCAUAGCAAGCAAGGUUCUUUCUGAAGUUGAUAAGUGGAUGGAAAGAUUUAACUGCCUUGUUGUUGGUCCAGGCCUUGGAAGAGACCCAUUUCUUCUGGAUUGUGUGAGUGAACUUAUGAGACAUGCAAGACAGUCAAAUAUCCCAAUAGUUAUAGAUGGGGAUGGUCUUUUUCUUGUUACAAAUAAUCUUGACCUUGUUCGUGGCUACCCCUUAGCUGUUCUAACACCAAAUGUCAAUGAAUAUAAGCGUCUUGUUCAGAAAGUACUGAGUUGUGAAGUAAAUGAUGUAGAUGCUCCUCAACAACUGCUAUCUCUUGCCAAACAGAUUGGCGGUGUUACUAUCCUUAGGAAAGGAAAUUCUGAUCUUGUAAGUGAUGGUGACACAGUCAAAUCGGUGAGCAUCUAUGGUUCUCCUAGACGUUGCGGUGGCCAAGGUGAUAUCCUUUCUGGAAGUGUAGCUGUCUUCUUAUCGUGGGCACGUCAACAUAUCUUGGCUGCUGGGUCAAACUCGAAUCUCAGUUGUAAAAAUCCAACAGUUUUGGGAUGCAUCGCUGGGUCUGCUAUAUUGAGAAAGGCUGCAUCACUUGCUUUUCUGAAGAAGAAAAGAUCCACAGUCACUGGUGACAUCAUUGAAUGCUUGGGACAAAGUUUGGAAGACAUUUCUCCUGCCAGUUAAUUCCAUUCCAUGUGAGUCUUUGUGGCAAUAAUAUUUUCUUUCUUUCUUGAGUUUUCUCCUUUCUUGUCUUUAUUUCUCCCAGUUUGGUCUGCCUUUUCAUUUUGAAUAUUUAAAACAUGUCUGCCUGUUUUGCAAUGAUAGCCAAAGUGUGUGGAACAGAGUUUGGCUAAAAUUUAACGUUAAAAGGUGCACAAUGCAUUUAUUUGAGUUUACUUC